This is a messenger RNA of Daucus carota subsp. sativus, 3958 nucleotides long. RefSeq names its product inactive TPR repeat-containing thioredoxin TTL3. The transcript is spliced from 8 exons. Lineage: Eukaryota; Viridiplantae; Streptophyta; Magnoliopsida; Apiales; Apiaceae. The coding region runs from base 243 to 761 and encodes 172 amino acids. Gene Ontology annotation, cellular component: cytoplasm. Gene Ontology annotation, molecular function: protein binding. The record is from RefSeq and is a predicted model, not a curated record.
AACAACGGCUAGAGUACUCCUUUUAGACUUCUAUCUCCUGCUGGACAUUGGUUUUACAGACCCACUGCCCUCUGUCUUCCUCUCCUGUUUCUGUACCACCGCCCCCUGUCUUCCUCUUCGUCUCGGCAAACUCCGUAGCUGGACACUACUUAUCAUUCCAUCUCUCAAGGACUUCAUCUCCGCUGAAGCUUUAAGAUUCAAAGGCUGAUGCAAGAGAAGUUUCACUAGCCGAAGCCCUUAAGAUGCAUCUGACCAAGAGCAAAGAAGCUAGAACAGUAAGAGACUGGGAAUCAGUAGAAGAGGAGAGCCAUUUGGCAAUCUCAUCUGGUGCAGAUUCUUCUCCUCAGAUAUAUGCUUUAAAAGCAGAGGCUUCGCUGAAUCUCGGGAAACACCAAGAAGCCUAUACCAUAAUUCAAAAAGGGCCAAACUAUGACACAAAUUUAUGCAUCCAGUUUUUGGGGGCUACUGGUUGUUCUGAUCUAUUAACAACCAAAGCACAAGUUUACAUGGCAGCUAGCAGAUUUGAGGAGGCAGUGGCGGCUGCUCAAUGUGCAGCGAAACUUGAUCCAACCGAGGAGGCAAAAGCUACAGCAGAGAGGGCUCUGGCCUUGGCAUCACCUCGAUUAGAAGGCAACCAGCUAUUUAAAUCAUUAAGAUUCUCAGAUGCCUUGAAAGUGUACACUGAAGGACUACAACAUCAGGCACUUAAUUCUGUAUUAUUAUGCAAUCGUCAUCAGCGCACUUGUCAGCAAAUUGUUUGAGAUCAGAGUGCAAAGAGCAGGUGAGCCUGGAAGCAGAGGACUCCACUACAAAGGCUUUGGAAAGGCAUUGAGAAGAAGGCUUGAGCUGCAAUCCUGGUCGUCCCAGUUUGGUGAGCUGCAUAAAAGUUGCAGCCUCUUAGCAUAUAUGCAGUACCAUCAACUUGUGGAAAGAGGCUACACACCACUAAGAGGACUCUCUCUCCCAACAAAAAUUCACUUUGUAGACAAAAUCAAAUACUGCACAGCCCUCUAAUUACAGCACCAUAGCCACCAUAGCCCGUUGUCUAUCUCUUCUUCUGGGCGCGAGCUCAUGUGCUGCUUUUCAUUCCAUCUCUCAAGAUCACUACUUAAUUCAUCUCCCCUGGAGGUAUGUUGUGCAUACAUAUAUAUGAAUAUGAGUUCUCUAUGUUCUAAAUAACUAGCUUCCUUUGUCGUCCAUUGUUUAUUUAUCUUAAGUUCAGUAAUUUAGUUGCUUAUAAGGAUUGAUAAUUUCAUCUUUGUUGUGUUGAUGUGCGAACUGGAGACAUGUGUCAAAUAGCAGAAAGAUUAUAUUCAAACCUUCUGUGCCGAUUGCCAGUAAUUUAAUUGUGGCUUAAUCAUAUAAGACCAUAUGGAUAACAUAAUGUUCGUCUUAAGGAUCCAAUUCUAAUAUAAGUUAAAAUCCCAAUCUGAGUUGAUUUUAUAUUUGUGAUAGUUAAGGUGUCUUGUUUUGUGCAUAAGUGUGUAUCAGUAACACUUUGACAACAUAAUGUAAAAAACACACAGGAGAUAGAGUUUCUGCAGCAAGGUAAUGUAAUGUAAUCAAGAUUCCCACUGUUUAAAUAAUAAGACUUGCAUUUGUCAAUUUUGAAGUUAAAUCUUCUGCCUGAUAGUCUGAUACACUUCAAGAACCAAGAUUAUCAUAAUUUUUUGCUAGAUGAUAUAUGGCCUUUAGUCCUAUUGUUUGUGUAUGCAAAUAAUUAGUUAUCUCCUAAGCUCUCACUUAGUAAAACUUUGAAAGCUAUAUACAAAUUGUAGACUGGUUUAUGUUCCUUUGUUCUCCAUGUACAUAUAUUUUAAAACUUUGGAAGGUAUAUAUAUUCAGUUGGGUUGCUCUUAAAAUAUUUUUCUGGCAUAUUCCCUCAUAGUCUCAUGUGUUGAUCACAGGAUAAAAUAUCUGAAAAUUUUGAAUAUAAAUAUAUCAAAAUCAGUCAAGAAUGCAAUAAAAUGUGGAGUCUAUAGGUUCAACAUUUCACAUUUUGUUUGAUAGAAACCACUUUCAUUCGUUAUUCGUUGCAUAUAAACUAUAUGUUGCUCUACACUACUCUAUAUCGGUCGGUUAAAUAUAACUAUGAUUCAUAGGUAUAGUAUAGCACAACUGCGAACUAUUCUUUAAAACAUAAAGCAUAGCUAAUGACGAACUAUUGAACUAAUCUGACAUUGCUCUUCUUCCCCGAGAAUAAAUGGCCCAGUGAGAUAGCUAAUGGCCAGCUUUCCCGAUCAUUUGUGUUUAAUCAUUAUUAGUUCACUUAUAUUAAGGCUUAUCGGAUAAUAUUAUAAUCAAGUUUGGUAGCUAGGGUAGUUUAAGAACCAAGAUUGAGUCAGAUAAAGCAUUGGUUCAUGUACAGGCCUUGAUGAGCAUGCUCUGUGUUAAUUAUCAUAUUCUUUUUUUGUAAAGGUAAUAAUUUGAUAUGCAGUGGAAUUACAUAUUGCAAGAUCUCGGCUUAUAUGAUCUCUUUAUGGCUACUAUAUGGUCUAAAUUAAGUUUAUAUCUAUACUGCAUCCAUAGUAGUGGAUUUCUGGUUAUAAUAAGCUAAUUAACAUAGGUAUAAUUUGUAGUCCUAUUUUUUGUUCAUGUUUUUUGGUUGGUCCUUUUUUAUACUCUCGUCUCAUUGCUGCCAAAACUUAAGAAUCGUCUCCUAUUACAAUUCUACCUCCUAAGUCCUACCCCACUCUCUCUCAAUCUCUCUCUCUCUCUCUCUCGGAUUCAUAUUCAAGAGAGGAACAGAGACACUCUCAACCACUCCCUCUGUGUACGAUUCACCAAUUGAAAAAAUGGCUACGAUUAACAAUCAAGAUAACAACAACAGGCAAAUCAAUAACGUUGCUUCCUCCAAACAGCCACUUCAAUCUGCCAAAUCGAUCGAUACCCAAUCUGUUCUCAAAAGGCUGCAGGCGGAGCUGAUGUCGCUAAUGAUGGGAGGUGAUCCUGGAAUUUAUGCAUUUCCUGAAGAGGACAACAUAUUUUGCUGGAAAGGAACAAUUACAGAGAGCAAAGAUACGAUGUUUGAAGGAACAGAGUAUAAGCUAUCCCUUUCCUUUCCGACGGAUUAUCCUUUCAAGCCUCCAAAGGUUAAGUUUGAGACAGGGUGUUUCCAUCCUAAUGUGGAUAUCUAUGGAACUAUAUGCCUAGACAUUCUUCAGGAUAAAUAGUCAUCAGCUUAUGAUUUGAGGAUUAUACUGCUUUCUAUACAGAGCCUUCUUGGAGAACCAAACACGAGUUCCCCUUUGAACACCUAGGCAGCAGCACUGUGGGAAAAUCAAGAAGAAUACAGGAAGAUGGUGGAGAAAUUGUACAAGCCUUCAGCUUAGCUUCUAACUUCUUUACAUUUGGACAGCGUGAAAGGGGAGGAUGAAGGAGAUUAUUAUUAUCAUUCUUAUAGUAAUAGAUCGCAUAUCAUAUUGCCUUUCCUCCUAUGUUCUAUUCCUUUAAUUCUGUCUUGCAGAGAGGGAUUUCAAUGGCAUACCUAGCCAAAAUUGUUAUUGUACAACUAUUGCAUAAUUCUGCAUUUAGUUCUGGCUAAGAGAGGGAUUAUUAUUGUUUCAAAAAAAAAAGCCUCCUAAGUUCUUAUAGAGGUUGCAUUUCACUUGAAUGGUCUUGGUUAUUUUGCUUAAAAAAGGCUAUCAGUGAUCUUUUACACUCCUGGCUUCUACCCUGUCCAUCCCCUUUUACUUGCCUACAAGACUAAUCUGGUACAUUUAUUAUGGAGCACAACUCAACUGUAGCCUGAAUCUUUCAUGAGAGUGUCGUACUUGUAAUUAUCUUUUAAUUUCUAAUUCUAAUUCAGAUAAUAUCUGAAAAUAGGUAAUAGAUGCCUUGAAGAUUUAUAGCCUUUUCUUAUAGGCUCUUAUGUAAAUUCGUUACAUCUUUAUGGAAAAUAUAUAUAGAUCCUGAUAUGUAAUUUUAUUAGAUGUUCAAUUGAUUAUUUUUUAUUGUG